UCUGUCUUACCGGUCCAUCCAUGAGACAUGAGACACUUGAGAGCAGUAAAGCACCAGUCAACGUCCAGCACAAGCAUCAAAUAUAUGGAGAUAACAUUAUUCAUGUCCGGAUAUUACCCUCGAGUCAAAACGGAAUUCCAUUAUUUGGCUAUGAAUUUUAACACCCAGUUCGACUGCGUGCUUUCUCACAAUUUUGACAUCAUGUGACAUGUUGGACUAUCCAAUGGAGACCACUACAACACACAUCAAGCUAAAUAACCAGGCCAAGAGAAUUCUUGAACAUCUUGAACCCAAUGUCACAACCAUCUUGAAUGUGUCCGCCCCUUUCCACCAUCACAUGAACAAUGCAGUGUUAGGGAUACUCCUUGGAACACUGUCCCUUCUGACGGUUAUCAUGAACCUGCUGGUCCUUUUUGCCGUCAGAAAAGAAAGGACUUUACACACAGUUGGCAACCUCUACAUAGUAAGCCUCUCGAUAGCUGACCUCAUAGUCGGUGCCACGGUGAUGCCCUUGAAUCUAGUCUACCUGCUUGAGGAUGAAUGGAAGUUGGGCCGUGUCGUUUGCCAGUUCUGGCUGGUCAUGGACUACGUGGCAAGCACAGCUUCCAUUUUUAGUUUGUUCAUUCUAUGCCUGGACAGGUACCGCUCUGUCCGACACCCUUUACAGUAUUUAAAAUACCGGACGCGAGGAAGAGCUACAUUGUUGAUUUGUAGCGCGUGGCUUCUGUCCAUGAUGUGGACGAUUCCCAUUCUAGGAUGGCGGAUGUUUGCCCAAGUUGACAGGAAACCGGAGCUGGAGGACAAGUGUGACACGGACUUCCGCUUUGUGACGUGGUUCAAGGUUCUGACAGCCAUCCUCAACUUCUACAUCCCAUCUUUCCUGAUGCUGGUGUUCUACUCGCAGAUUUUCAUUGCGGUGCGAGAACAUUACAAAGAGUGGGAGAACUUUGCUGGUCCGAUGGUGAAAACAGAAGCAGACGAUACAUUACAAAAUGGAAUGCAGUUGCAGAUAACCAAAUCGUCUGUGAGAGAUAGUUUGGGCUUACAUGCAUAUUCUCAAAAAGAGGGCCUGUUGGAUCAGUACAGCUUGGAACAGCCUUACAAUGUGAAGGAAAACCCUGAGGUAAACACAGAUUCCUUUUCUGAGGUGAAGAAGAAAAGCUGUUGCAGGAAGAAAUCAAUGUUCGGUCUUUCGAAACGUAUGAGAAAGAGUGUAAAAGAGUCCAACGAAAUUUCCUCCCAGAGCGAUGAUGGAGAAACUGUUGCUGGAGACCCCCUCAGACAGCCCUCCUUAUCUCUAGGCUUUCUGCAGUCAGACAAUAACAUACAGCCUAAAACAUUCGUAAAUGUAAACGAUUGCAACGUGUUAGUGCCAAAUUCCGUUGGCAACAUUUGUGAGAUUGCGCCUACAGAGGAUAUUCCCAAUUACACCGCUGUUUUCUGCAAUCACGGAGCACCGCCGUCGCCACCCUCCCCAUGGGCAGAAAACAGCCCUCCGCUGGAUGCCACCAAUUCACUGCCUGUAAAGCAAACAUGGCAGAAGCUCUGCGAACAAUCUAAACAGAGCGUCCACAGCAUGCGCAUCCGUAAGGAGAGGAAAGCUGCCAGGCAACUCGGCUUCAUCAUUGGCGUCUUCAUGGUGUGCUGGAUCCCAUAUUUUAUCACCUUCAUGGUGACGGCUUUGUGUGAAACUUGUGUUCAUCAUGACCUUCACAUGUUUACAAUUUGGCUGGGGUACAUCAACUCCACUCUGAAUCCCUUCAUAUACCCUCUGUGCAAUGAAAACUUCAAAAGAGUGUUUAAAAAGAUUUUUCAUCUUAAUUGAUAGAGCGCUUAUACUAUAGGAGACUACUUGAACAGUGUAAAAACCGUGCUUUGAACAGUGUUUCUUGUGAUGUUGUGAAAGAUUUGUUAGUAACCACACUGGUGUCCAUCUGUUCUCAUUUUUGGCACCAGUGACCUUGUAAGUGUAAAGAAAUGUUGUUAUUUAUCAUUGACACACCUGCAAUCUGCAUCAGAUUAUAUUAUUUAUCCAUCACAAAAUUGUGUCCAAUCCAGAGUGUUUUAAAACUGGGUGUAUUUAAGCACCUGCACAGCUACUGUAAGAUGAAGCUUUUAGAUUUUAAACACAUUGUGUAACAAGCAGUGUUGGGUAUAACUAGUUACUAAGUAAUUAGUUACUGUAAUUUAAUUACUUUCCCUUGAAAAAGUAAAGUAAAGGAUUACUCUUAUUUUUUCUGUAAUUUAAUUACAGUUACUUCUGAUGUAAUUUAACUAAAUACUGUGUAAUAUAAUUUUGAUGUCAAUUCCACUAUUGACUAUAAGUCUAACUUAUGCUUUAAUGUAUCUUUCUCACAUUUGUAAUACUUUGGUCAGUUAAUAAGAAUGAUUCAUGUAGUUAUUUAUUUCAAUAAAUUAAAUAAGACAUUUCAUGUCCAUCCUUGAAUCAAUUCUAAUUCGGGUUGAUGUAGGAUAUAGAAAGUAACAAGUAAUAAAAUACUUUUUGGAGAGAGUAAUUUGUACAGUAAUCUAAUUACACUAUUGAAUAUGUAAUUAGUAACUAGUAAUUAAUUACUUUUCAGAGUAAUUUACCCAACACUAGUAACAAGUACCUGCAGUAUUUUAAUACAGUACGUUGUUUCCAUUCAUCUUAAAAUGCAGUAUAUUUAGCUGCUUUUGCCACGUUAAUUCAACCGUAAUUCGGAGCUUAAUGUGGAGAGCAUAUUUUUGAUAGCAUCUACAUUUACAGUUACAUUUAUGCAUAAAGCAGACGCUAUGGAUUACACUGCAUUAUACUACACAUUUUUUGUUUUUGUUUCUGAGUAUGUGCAAUCCCUGGGGUUGAAGCCAUGACCUUGGCGCUGCUAGCGCCAUGCUCUAACCACUGAGCUGAAGGAAAGCUAAAAGCAAUUUCAUUACAUUUGGUAGAGUUAUAUUGAAUAGCCAUUUAAACUUUUGCAAAUUAUCUGUAUACAUGGAAUACCAAAAUAUUAUAAAACAUGUAUUAUACAAAGCGCACUGUGUUAGAUCCUAUAUGGACCACAGAAGAAAACAGUGAAGAUUCUACUGCAUACUGUAUUCUCACACACUGUUGCGACACUGAAUUGAUAAUAAAAAGAAAGUCGCUACAAAGGACUAAUGUGGUGAAAAUUCAAUUAUAUAAUUAUGUAUAAUAGUAAAUGCAGUGAAGUCUCCAUUUCUAAUUUUGCUUGGAACACUGAAGGCAUUGUCAGCCUUCAGUUAAUGCCUGUCACUCAUUAUAAUGCCACGUGAUUGAUUCAACAAAACCCACAAUUUAAUUAGAGUUAAUUAGAUGAUUCUUUGUAAUAAACUGGGAAGUGUGUCUUGGAGAAUGUUCUAGAGAAUAUAAGACAAACAGUAC
Molecule: messenger RNA, 3382 nt
Organism: Triplophysa rosa
Lineage: Eukaryota; Metazoa; Chordata; Actinopteri; Cypriniformes; Nemacheilidae
Gene: hrh1
Product: histamine receptor H1
Exons: 2
Coding region: 209-1825 (538 amino acids)
Biological process (GO): chemical synaptic transmission; G protein-coupled receptor signaling pathway, coupled to cyclic nucleotide second messenger
Cellular component (GO): plasma membrane; dendrite
Molecular function (GO): G protein-coupled serotonin receptor activity; G protein-coupled acetylcholine receptor activity
Source: RefSeq, a predicted model, not a curated record